Syngnathus typhle (broad-nosed pipefish) is the source of this 833-nucleotide messenger RNA. It is a transcript of the gene rpl13, whose product is annotated as ribosomal protein L13. The transcript has 6 exons. Gene Ontology annotation, molecular function: RNA binding; structural constituent of ribosome. Bases 157 to 792 code for a protein of 211 amino acids. Gene Ontology annotation, biological process: translation. Gene Ontology annotation, cellular component: ribosome; cytosolic large ribosomal subunit. NCBI's taxonomy places the organism in Eukaryota, Metazoa, Chordata, Actinopteri, Syngnathiformes, Syngnathidae. The record is from RefSeq and is a predicted model, not a curated record.
UCGGCCAUUUUCCUCCCUUGUAGGUAUGAAAAUUAUCCUCUACAGAUUUCAGUACAAUCGCGCUCAAUCUGAUACGUAGGCAUACUGUUUAGAAAUCCAAGUUGUUCCAUUUAGUAGAACGUUCUGUCACCUACAAAUUUAGGGAAGUAGGCAGACAUGGCCCCCAGCCGGAAUGGAAUGAUCCUGAACCCUCACUUCCACAAAGACUGGCAGAAAAGAGUGCGCACUUGGUUUAACCAGCCAGCCAGGAAGCUCCGCAGGCGAAAGGCUCGCCAGGCUAAGGCCCGUCGCAUCGCUCCUCGACCUGUCGCCGGGCCACUGAGACCACAGGUCAGAUGUCCAACCAUCAGAUACCACACUAAAGUCCGUGCUGGACGAGGUUUUACCCUGGAGGAGCUGAAGGCCGCUGGCAUCCACAAAAAGACAGCCCGCACCAUCGGAAUCGCUGUGGAUCCCCGUCGCCGUAACCGGUCCACAGAAUCUCUUCAGGCCAAUGUACAGCGUCUCAAGGAGUACCGCUCCAAACUCAUCCUGUUCCCCAGGAAGGCUUCUGCUCCCAAGAAGGGAGACAGCACUGAGGAGGAACUGAAGAUGGCCACCCAGCUUAAAGGACCGUUGAUGCCCAUCAAAACGGUACUCAAAAAGCAGAAGGCCCGCAUUAUCUCUGAAGAUGAGAAGAACUUCAAGGCUUUUGCCAGCCUGCGAAUGGCCCGCGCUCACGCCCGUCUCUUCGGUAUCCGUGCCAAGAGAGCCAAAGAGGCUGCUGAGCAGGAUGUGGAGAAGAAAAAGUAAAAGUUAUCUUGGAACUUUGCAAAAUAAAAUGUUCAAAAAGA